Molecule: messenger RNA, 2032 nt
Organism: Aedes aegypti (yellow fever mosquito)
Lineage: Eukaryota; Metazoa; Arthropoda; Insecta; Diptera; Culicidae
Product: acyl-CoA synthetase family member 2, mitochondrial
Exons: 6
Coding region: 219-2015 (598 amino acids)
Biological process (GO): fatty acid metabolic process
Molecular function (GO): medium-chain fatty acid-CoA ligase activity
Source: RefSeq, a predicted model, not a curated record
AACGCUGGCGCUAACUGAUUACGCUUAACUCGACGCUCGUGCUGAUUGGAGAAUUAUUUUCGUAGUUGAUACAACAGAAUCUCGUUAGUUCAGUUUGAACAGUCGCGGGGGUCAGCUCGACGACAUAGCUUGCGGUACAAACUCCACAAUCAUUGUGCAAAUUCCAUUUUUUAAGAAGAGAUAAGUCUUAAGUUUGGAUACUGUUUUCAAUUUUCAAAAUGCUUAGAAACUCACGCUUGGCUUUGAGGAUUACACCAAAGAGAUUACUCCACAUAUCUCCAAAAGUUUUGCGCUCUUCGUCUGGGAUCGAAGUCCAAUCGUUGACCGCCGAAGGUAAUCAAAGCUAUGUGCACAACGCAGAUGCACGACCUUUGCUGUACCGGAACAUUGGCCAGCACAUUCGCUUAGCUGCAGAGAAAUAUCCGAACAAUGAAGCGUUGGUGUCUUGCCAUGAAUCCAAACGGUUUUCGUUUUCUGAUGUUUUGGAAAAGGUUGAUCGAUUGGCCAGCAGCUUGCAUCUUCUCGGAUUGGAAAAGGGUGAUCGCGUAGGAAUUUGGGCACCCAACUGUUCUGCCUACUAUUUGACCACUUUGGCAAUCUCACGUGCUGGAAUGAUCGCCGUUGGUAUCAAUCCGGCUUUACAAUUGCCAGAAGUUGAAUAUGCAAUGAACAAAGUUCAAAUAAAAGCUCUGGUGACUAUUGAAAGCUACAGAACGCAAAAAUACUACGAAGCGCUGUGUCAAUUGAUGCCGGAGCUUGCCGAGAGUUCUCCAGGAAAACUGAAGUCUUCCAAAGUUCCUUCCCUGAAAAUGGUCAUAGUUGAUACGGAAUCCAAAAAGUUACCGGGAACCAUGACCUUGAACGACAUGCUGCAGAUGGCAUCCGAGGAGGAGAUAUCCAAGAUUGAGUCUCUUCAGCCGGGUAUUUCUCCGGAUAGCGGUGCCGCCUUGUUAUUCACCUCUGGAACCACUGGUCAACCAAAAGCUGCCCUGUUAUCUCAUUUUGGAUUGGUUAACAACGGAACGCACUCGGCCAACCGUCUGGAGCUUGAUUGCAAACCGCAUCGUAUUUGUCUUCAAGUCCCACUAUUUCACGUGUUCGGGAUGUCCCUGGGACUAAUGGCGUCGUUCAACUACGGCAGUGCGUUGGUGUUCCCAUCAGCAGGAUUCCAGGCCAUUGCCUCUCUGAAAGCCAUCGUGGAAGAGAAAUGUACCAUGAUUUACGGAACUCCAACGAUGUUCGUGGAUUUGUUGAAUGAAGUCCAGAAGGAUAGCAAAAAACUACCUCCGCUUGACUUCGCGCUGAUUGGGGCUUCUAGUUGUUCACCGAAUCUCAUACUGGAGGUGAAAAAAGGUUUGGGUGUUCGAGAAGUGCUGGCUGGCUAUGGAAUGACGGAAGCUUCCGGAGCGACGUUCACUUCUGGCCGAGGAGACAAAACGGAAGUUGCUUUGGCUACGGUUGGCAAGCUUAUGGAGCACUUUGAGGCAAAGGUCGUUGACAAUGAGGGUAAUGCAGUGCCGUUUGGAACACCUGGCGAGCUGUGCUUGCGAGGCUAUGGGACCAUGCUGGGUUACUGGGAAGAAGAACAGAAAACCAAGGAGAUAAUAGGAGCAGAUCAUUGGUUGAAAACUGGCGAUCAAUUCGUGUUGAGUCAAAACGGUUACGGUACGGUGGUUGGUCGAAUUAAGGAGGUUAUCAUCAGAGGAGGAGAGAACGUGUAUCCUAAAGAGAUUGAAGACAUAUUGAAUACGCAUCCACAUCUGCUGGAAGCGUACUGUAUUGGCGUGCCGGACGAGCGAUUGGUAGAGGAAAUUUGUGCUUUCGUGAGAGUGAAAGAGACGGCACCGAAAGGAGCGAUCGAUCUAGAUGAGAUCAAGCAAUUCUGCCAAGGGAAGCUGGCCAAUUUCAAAAUUCCUCGACAUUUGAGGAUAGUUGAACAUUUCCCGAAGACGACUUCUGGGAAAAUUCAGAAAUUCAAAUUGUUAGAAAUGUUUAUGAAUGAAAAUAAAGUAUAAAUAUGUUUUUAAAUAAA